AUGGAUCCCACAAACCCUCCAAGGACACCUCUGUCCCCCGCGACCGCUUCUUCGUUCAGCGACCUGAAACCUCGCCGCGACUCUUUCAACUCCGUCUCGACUACUUCUCAGGUAGACAAGGAGCAGAUGGCCCAGGCGCUUGACAAGAUACAUACCUCUGCGAGCCAGUCCGGUGUCUUAACCACCUUCAACGACUUCGCCCCGCCGCCCGCCUCCGCUCCCAUAGAAGGCAAAGGCUCCCCUGGAGACCUUGUGCAUCAGGGUAUCAGCGGGCUCUAUAGUCGCUUCAAAGAAGCCGUUGGUGUGGGUGGAAAGGCAGCCCUGCAAGAGCCGGAAGUCACAGAGCGCAACGAAAGUCUAUCCAGGAAGGGCAAGGCAUCUCUUGCGUCCUUGAACAGCGCCGAGGGCAAUGCGAGCCAGUUUUCAGACCACCCACCAAGUGCGACACCCUCACAUGCGCCGGUGCCAGCUGAAGGCGCCUCCCAGCCACCGCAGUCGUCCAAGGCAUCUUCCAUUGCUACGGUUAGCACAGCAAAGAGUGCACCUAGCCUCCCCAAGAUAGUGAAGGGUGCUGCCCCCUCGGUUGCUGCGACCGCCGUGGCACCAAUAACAGUCAGCGCCUUCAAGGAUAAUGAUGUGACGAGAGGAGUCACGAGCCGUGUCGAGGAGGCCGGCCGGCGGACCAUCAACCAGAUGCCUGAGCUGAAGACCACAAGUGCCUCUAGGGGCUCGAGUAUCUAUGACCCAUCAGAUGCCAGGAACCUCUCUCAUGGAGACUUGAUCACCAGCCCUAGGGGUCAGCGGAGGGACGGCUCUUUCAGUCACGAUGCUGCCUCAGACGAUACUUCCUUAAGCCAUGUCAAAUCGAAUUCGACAGCUGGUGGACUUGAGAUUCCCCGUCCGCGUCAACCAAGAGACAGUCUUAAGAAGCCGGCCGUGAUAGACCGGAUAAGUCGGUCCAGGACAUCGGCCGAGAUUCAUUCCAGAUCAUCAUCGAUAGAAGGGACCGCUGAACCAAGCCCAAUCAACAUGUCAGCGCAUGGGUCUGUUUACCACGAGUCUUUUGGUCACAAUGAAAGGCCAGAGCAGUCUCACGGCGGCGGCAUCAAAAUCCCAGGCACGACCGCUGUCGAGGGGCCUCCUGGUGGUGUCAGCAACCGAUUGGAGAUGAUGAGGAAGCAGGUCCUCAGCAAGGAGUUUUGGAUGGCAGACGAGACGACCAAAGAGUGUUUCCAGUGCGGCGCGCCGUUCUCGGCUUUUCGGCGAAAACAUCACUGUCGGACCUGCGGUUGCAUUUUCGACUCCAAGUGUACUUCGACUAUACCUGGUCAAAGAUUCGGCGUUGCAGGCAACUUGCGAGUCUGCAAGACUUGCCUGGAUGUUAUAAACAGCAGAUAUGACAGCGGUUCAGAUUCGGACAACGACUCCUAUCUGCCUGCUAUCUUUCGGUCAAAUCCUUUGAAGCCCGCACCAUUCGCGAAAGCGAACAUGGACGACAACAUGAGUAUAUCGGAGAGGACAGAGGAUCAUGAUGACAACAGGAUGGCGACAGCUCCGAUGAUGGCCAUCCCCGCUAUGAGGAGAACCGGAGGUGAUUCCGCAAACAGGCGCUCUGCGAUUCUCGAAAUCGACGCUGCUCCACAACUGAGUCGGCCAAGCUCAUCGCGCUCUCUGAGGUCCUUAGCCGCGAGCAGGCCACAAUCUUCGGGCCACAAGAGGCAUCAUUCAAAACAUAAUCUAUUGAAUCGCCUGAAGGGCUCCCCAGUACAAGAUGACUCGGCGCCGUUCCGCAAGUCAGCCAACGAGGAACUGCAAAGAAAACCUAAGCUUCCGGCUUUCCAUGAUGACAACAUCAUUGAUCCCGAACUUGCCCCGUACAUGUCUGACGAAUCAAGCGGCGACGAGCAGCAGAUGAGCAUAUUCGCCACCAUGAAUAGCAGUGACAUAACUCCGUCCAGCCUCGAUCCUGACAAGUCAAAUUUCGGUCCAUUCUUAAACGCAGGCCGCAGGCACAAGGCACGAGGUGAGAAGAGCAUCAGUGGUCUGAGCUUCACCAGUCGUGGACCGCCAGAUGAUGGGAAUGCUGGCGUCACCGUAAUAAAUCAUGGGAGGCAAGGUCGGCGGAGGAACAUGAGCACCACAAGUAACACAGCUCACCACCUUCGAUCGCCUCGACCGAGAUCUGGCAUAUUUAAAGGCCCAGGGGCAUCGACCGAAUCGCUUGCAAUAUUUGACCCGACCACACCCAUCGAGCCAACAUCGCUCAUGAGGAGCAACACCAUUCGGAAGAAGUCGACGCAAGACGAUGAGCUACCUGCAGCCAGCUUGCAGCAUGUUCAGACGCUUUUCGGGCAGCUGCUUCAAGACAAUGGUAUUCAGAACCCCCUUGCUUGGGAAAAGGCUCUGAUACCAAUCCUUGUUCGAUGCUCAAACGAUGUGGACCCCGACACUCGAGUCGGCGACUUGAUGGACAUCAGACACUACGUCAAGCUGAAAAGGAUACCAGGAGGGAAACCCGGCGACACGAGCUAUGUCUCAGGGGUCAUUUUCACCAAGAAUCUUGCCUUGAAGAGCAUGCCAAGGCGGAUUCUCAAUCCUCGCAUCGUACUCGUGUCCUUCCCCAUUGAGUACCAAAGACACCAGCAACAGCACUUCAUGAGCUUGCAGCCUGUCAUCGAGCAGGAAAAGGAGUUCCUGCGGAUGGUGGUGAAUCGCAUUGUUAACCUCCGGCCUCACGUACUGCUAGCACACAAGUCUGUCUCAGGAGUUGCUCUACAAUAUCUCUCGGAGGCUGGUAUAGCUGUCGCAUACAAUGUCAAGCUUGCGGUCAUCGAAGCCGUCUCGCGAUGUGCCAAGGCAGAUAUCAUCGAGACCUUGGACAUGCUGGUUCUGCCUACCCAAGUCGGUCAAGCCGGCGGAUUUGAGGUCAAGACUUACGUGAACAAUAGCUUUCCGGGCCGGAAGAAGACAUACAUUUUUAUUUCCGGCUGCAAGAAAGAACUGGGCUGCACCAUCGCUCUUCGAGGUGCCUCAACAGAAGUGCUCGACAAAAUGAAGAGCGUCACGGAGUUUAUGAUCUACGUCGUCUACAACUUGAAGUUGGAGGCCGCGCUGCUGCGAGACCACUUCGUGUACAUGGGUACGGAUCCAGACAAUGCACCGACACCGUCGAAAGAUGGCCUUGGCCAAAGCCUCAGAUCGCUGCCUAGUUUUGAGAAUAAAAGCGUGCUGGGGACUCUGUCGACAAACGGCGACCAACCUGUGGACAGCGAACAGAAUACGCAGUCUCAAGCUGACUCGGACCCCAAGACAGAGGAAAGUCAGCCUCCUGAUCCCAUGCCACCGCAACCUCCUGAGAAGACCCCAAGUAUGCUAUCACUGCACUCUGCUCAUUCAACACACGACAGUCAUAUUCCUGAGGAUGUGCCAGCGCCACAAUUCUACAGUGAGAUGGUUGCGAAGUAUGAGACCAAAAUUCUAUCUGCUUCGCCAUUCGUCAAAUUUACGCAGCCAUAUCUGCUUGUCAAAGCACGAGAGCAAGAGCGCCGGCUGGUAUAUCUAAAGCGGCUGCGCGAUCAAGACAUGGUUGAGGAACUGGGGGAGAACGAGAAGGCCAAGCCACAAAAGUUCCAACUCAUCAAACCAGAAAUGGUGCAUAAAAUCGGGCAGAAGGCUCCUCGACAGAUAAUGGAAGUCCUACACGCGGUCCACGACGCUGAGUACGACAAGGCCCUGUACAACUACAGGACACAGACUCGUCAGUGGGAAAACUUCAUCGCAGGCGCUCUGGACUUGUUCGACCCUUGUUCACACCAGAACAUUGUCGUUCUUUAUUCCGUCAUCUGCACUGAGACGAAAAUUCCCUGCUCUGAGCCUGGACUGAUCGCCUUUGGCUUCUACCAUGAUGACCCUGCCGACAAUAUGGACCCAGAUUGCACUUUGGGUCAAUACAUCGAGGAUCUCUGCGGAAGUGCUGACUCCAUCUGCCAUGCUAAUGGCUGCGACCGUCAGAUGGCUCAGCAUCACCGUACUUAUGUCCACGAUGAGGCACACAUCACUGUCUUCAUCGAGAAAAACGCUCCUCUACCGUUCGACCCUACUUUGCUGAAAAAGGAUGAGGUGAUCCUGCAAGAUGGGGAAGACCCAGAUGACCCCAUCUACCUCUGGAGCUAUUGCAAGAUUUGCAAGAGAGACAUGGGUUUCGGUUCUUUAUCGCCCACUGCGAGGAAGUAUUCAUUCGGAAAGUACCUGGAGCUAUCGUUCUGGGGCCGAGGACUCAAAUGUUGGCCAGAUCUGGAAUGCCCGCAUGACUACCAGAAGGAACACAUCCGUUACUUCAACUACCACGACACGUCUAUGAGGGUACACUUUGACCCGAUUGACCUCCUUGAGAUCAUAGUACCACGCACUCGCCUGACGUGGAAAGUUGACAACGACCUGAGGCUGAAAAACGACAUCUUUACCAAGGAAGAGCAACGGUGGAACCGCUUCAUGAACUCGGUCAAAACAAGGCUCAAGAGCAUCCGGAUUGACAGCGUCCUCCCCGAAAAGGCCGAUACUUGCAAGGCCGAAAUCGAAAGACUGACUAAGAAAGCAUCAGAGGACCAGCCAAGGAUGAUUCGCGAACUGCAAGCCACAUAUAUCAAUUCGGCGUACUACGAAGUCAUCCCACUCAAUCGCGUUGUCCGCACAAUGAUCGAGAGGGUUGCAGAGUGGGACUCUGCAUUUGCCAAGUUUGAGGCCGAUUUCCUAUCUGACAAGGACGUCAGGCAGAUAACCAUUAACCAGUUGAAGAAAAUGUUCUCUGACAAUGACUCCAAAGAGUCUCUGCCGGUUUCUGCAGAUGGUACCAGUAUUGCCUCGGCGGACACAGACGAGAAGACGUCGCCGCCAACGACUCAGAAUUCAGUGAUUGAAAUCAACGAAAAAACCCAGAGCGAGCCGCACUUGCCUGCGACUUCGCCGAAAGCGGAUGAGCUCUUGGAUAAGGUUGAAGGCGGGCGAGAGGAAAAGGCUGCGGAUUCUGAUGAUAUCGAGCCACCAAAACCAGAUGUUCAUGAUCCAGCUCCAGUAUCGUCCAGCGAACCUUUGCCUCCAAAGGAUCAGGAACCGACGCAGGACCAUUCAGCCGAGCAGAACGGUAACUCUGAGAUCGGAGACCGCGAUAGCAAGCAGGAACAAGCAGUCCAAGAGUCCCAGUUGCCUCAGGUGGAAGUUGACGAGAUCAAGGUGGACUCUCUGCCGUCGACGGAAGCAUUAGACAUUCCCGAUGUACUACCAGUCACUCAGAUUCCGACUCCAGUGCACUCCAAGGCACCUUCCCGAAAUCAUUCGCGGUCUACUUCUUUGCGGCCCGAUUCUUCGCUGUCACUCACAGAGAAGGUGGAACAGCUACGGCGCCAGCAACGGGAAGCUGUGGCGGCGGAUGCCAAUGGUGGAAGAGAAGGCAAAGAUGUCCCGAAGGCUCCAGAGAGAGGUCCAUCCCGUAGGGCGGGAUUGACGGUCUCACCUCCGAUCACUCGUGCCAUCUCUCAGCCAAUAGGCGUUCUCCCAAGGACGCAGACAGGAAUUGGCAGGCCACUUCAGGUCACCGUGCCGAAGAGCGCUGAGCUGCCUACAGGAGGGGACAAUCGGCGCAUAUCAAACGCCGAGUCCUCCAAGAGCGACAAGUCCAAGCUUUCGGAUAGAUUUGGGCUCGCGGCUCUCAAGACUAAGAAAGCCGGAGGUUCCUCGAUCCCGCGGUACGUUCACAAGAGGAAGGAGACCAAGGUGUCGAAUCUUGCUCGACACUUCGAGCAGCUGAGCCGUGAAUUCGAGAGAGAGCGCAUCCGGGAUCGCAAGCAGAGAGCCGCCAAACUCCAAUCUUCUCGCGCGUUCUUGCCGCGAACUUCGGCGAAAGCGAUAGUAGAAGUUUACGACGAUGUAGACCAGGCUGUCUUGGAGCCAGGGCCCUCGGAUGAUGAUCACUUGCAGGGCAGCCAACAGAGCCAUACCAAGAUGACGGAAUUCAACCCAGACGACGCGACAACCGCGCCCGAGUCGGAGAGGACGUCAGAUGAGACUGUUGGUGGUAAUGAUACGGCUGGGGCGACCGAGCCCGUUUCUCAGCCUGACAGCACUGGCACUGAGCAUGACAACGAGAAGAAAUUAGCCAGUCAGGCUGGGUCUGACGACGAGGCCGAGGGCGUCGUCGACUCGCUGGACUCGAGCGAGGAGAUACCUCUUGAGUUGCCAAAGCAUCAAAAGACCAGUCUCAUGAAGAUGCUCACCACGUUCUGGGCUGAACGCUCUGCGAGUGGCUGGCCCCAGCUUGAUUACCCCAUGAACUUCACGGAUCACAUUUUCACCGAUUCUGACGUGAUCGUGAGGGAAGACGAGCCAAGCUCCCUCAUCGCCUUUGCCUUGGGGUCCGAGGAUUACAAGGCCAAGCUAGCAGUCAUUCAAAGGCAGUGGAAGAUGAGCGAGCAAAAGGACAGCGAAGGGGAGGCUUUCAGCGACACGAAGUCCCUCGACCCAUCAGAACCUGGUGACGAGUUCAUGGGUGAAGAGGAGCUAGAAAAGAGCCUGCUGCGCGCCACGGGCACACACCUGAAGUAUCAGUUUACGGAAGGCUCAGCAAAGAUGCUCUGCAAGAUCUUCUACGCAGAGCAGUUCGACGCCCUGCGCCGAAAAUGCGGUGCCGCGGAUCGCAUCAUCGAGUCACUGUCGCGUUGCCUUAAAUGGGACUCCAAAGGCGGAAAGACGAAAUCGGUAUUCCUGAAGACCCUCGAUGACAGGCUGGUGAUGAAGUCCCUGUCGCCGAUCGAGACCUCUGCGUUCCUGCGCUUCGCACCAGCCUAUUUCAACAUAAUGGCAGAGGCUCUUUUUCACGACCUGCCUUCGGUAAUCGCCAAAAUGUUGGGUUUCUUCCAAGUUAUUGUCAAGAACCCAGCUACUGGCACCGAGAUCAAGCUGGACCUGCUGGUGAUGGAGAACCUGUUCUAUGACCGCUCGCCAACGCGAAUCUUUGAUCUCAAGGGAUCUAUGAGGAACCGCAAGAUACAGUCCACUGGCGAGCAGAACGAGGUGCUGUUGGACGAGAACAUGGUCGAGUACAUCUACGAGAGCCCGCUUUUCGCAAGGGAGCAUAGUAAGAAGCUUCUAAGGGCUUCUGUCUGGAACGAUACGCUCUUCCUGGCAAGACAGAAUGUCAUGGACUACUCGCUCAUGAUCGCAGUCGACGAGUCUCGCAAGGAACUGGUCGUUGGCAUCAUCGACUGCAUACGUACAUAUACCUGGGACAAGCGUCUCGAGUCGUGGAUCAAGGACCGCGGAUUCGCAGGUGGUGGGAGGAACAAGCCAACGGUUACGUCACCAAAGGAGUAUAAGAGCAGGUUUAGGGAGGCCAUGGCGAGGUACAUACUGCAGGCGCCGAACUGUUGGCACCACUUUGGUGUUCCGGGCCACGGCCCAAUGGAGAGGGGGUUGCUGGAAGGGCCAAGGUCGGCUUUCGAAGGGGAUGCUUGA
This is a messenger RNA of Diaporthe citri, 7506 nucleotides long. RefSeq lists its product as uncharacterized. Bases 1 to 7506 code for a protein of 2501 amino acids. Gene Ontology annotation, biological process: phosphatidylinositol phosphate biosynthetic process. Gene Ontology annotation, cellular component: fungal-type vacuole membrane; endosome membrane. The transcript has 3 exons. Gene Ontology annotation, molecular function: ATP binding; 1-phosphatidylinositol-3-phosphate 5-kinase activity; metal ion binding. The record is from RefSeq and is a predicted model, not a curated record. NCBI's taxonomy places the organism in Eukaryota, Fungi, Ascomycota, Sordariomycetes, Diaporthales, Diaporthaceae.